Messenger RNA from Nematostella vectensis (starlet sea anemone), 2095 nucleotides. Its product is annotated as NFU1 iron-sulfur cluster scaffold homolog, mitochondrial. The coding region runs from base 16 to 870 and encodes 284 amino acids. The transcript is spliced from 9 exons. The record is from RefSeq and is a predicted model, not a curated record. Gene Ontology annotation, cellular component: mitochondrion. NCBI's taxonomy places the organism in Eukaryota, Metazoa, Cnidaria, Anthozoa, Actiniaria, Edwardsiidae. Gene Ontology annotation, biological process: iron-sulfur cluster assembly. Gene Ontology annotation, molecular function: iron ion binding; iron-sulfur cluster binding.
CGGUUCAAAACAAACAUGGCGUCCGCAUGUAGAACUCGUUUACUCCGUGUAUUGAAUCGCGCUCUUCAACCUGGGAGGUAUUCCACGGGGAGUUUAUUAUCGCAGGAAUGUAGUGUAAGGCUUUUAUCGUCGCUUCAUGUGGAACAUGCUGGCAUGGGUAUUUUAGGGAGAUCAAAUGGGAUGCUCAAAUUGAGGCCCGCACAUCAAUUAAAAAUCAACAAAAUACAAGCACGUGGAAUGUUUAUACAAGUACAGGAAACCCCAAACCCCAACAGUUUGAAGUUUGUUCCAGGGGUCUUGGUGCUUGAAUCAGGAACAGUCAACUUUGACAGCAGUAGCUCCGCCCAUCGCUCACCGUUAGCAAGGAAUCUAUUCCGAAUAAAUGGGGUCAAAGGUGUCAUGUUUGGUCCAGAGUUUAUAACUGUUACAAAGAGUGACGAAGAGGUUCAGUGGUCUGUUUUGAAACCUGAAAUAUUCGCCACCAUUAUGGACUUUUUUUCUAGUAAUCUGCCAAUUAUGACAGAGGAGGAACCGCCACAGGACACAGCUCCUGAUGCAGAUGAUGAUGAUACAGUGCUGAUGAUUAAAGAAUUGCUGGAUACUAGAAUAAGGCCCACUGUACAAGAAGACGGUGGUGAUAUUAUCUUCAAGGGUUUUAAAGAUGGCAUAGUUAAACUAAAGAUGCAGGGCGCAUGUGCCUCAUGUCCAAGCUCUAUAGUGACCCUCAAGAAUGGAAUAGAAAACAUGAUGCAGUUCUACAUUCCAGAGGUGGUAUCUGUCGAGCAGGUGGAAGAUAAGGUCGAUCAUAUCAAUAAGGAAGAAUUUGAGAAGUUAGAAGAAAAGCUGGGAGAGAAAGACAACGGAGUUUGAAUCCUAUGCCGUUCGCAACCAGAAGCCACAGGAAGCUCACCUCUACGGUUUGAAUAAAGCUAGAGAUUCAAAAGCAUAAGCGCACUAAAAAUAAUCAACCACGCAAAGCUAAAAAAAAACUCUAACUUUAUUCAGAGGUGAGCUCCCUGUGUAGAAGCCAGCUUUACCAUAGCAGCUUGCUAAUCUCUCUGAGAUUUACAGACAUUGUGGUAACCAUGAACACUAUGGCUGUUGCUAGUGAAAGGGCAAUGAGGGGGGGGGGCGAUGGGGGCAGUUCAGUACCCCCCAGUACCCCCCAGGGGGGGUACACAGGAUACUGUGUAUCCCCCUGACAGGCGUGUACACAGGAUUGGCCGGGGAGAGGGGGGGACAGGCCAGUAGCCAGGGGGGGUUCGGACGAACCCUCCACCACGCUUGAAGGUCCGCUCAGAGCAAGCAAAAAUAUAUAACGUUUGGUUGAAGAUAUACCGUGCACAUCAAUAUGUCUUUAAAAUAACUAUAAAAAUCUUUUUUAUAAUAAUUAUCUUUAUUAUUAUCGCUAUGUGUUAGAAAGUACCCUAUAAAUAACAUUUUAAAUACGAGUUUGAUUGCUUAAUGUUAUAAGGUGAGGAGAGGGGUAUACCGGAAAUUUGGUCCUCUGAAAUGGAAAAACGAACUACCCCGCUCAAAAUCCUGGCUACGGGCCUGGGGGGGGGGGGGGGGGGGGGUGCACAGUCAUAUAAAGCAUAGUAUUUGAAAAUUCCAUAAUACAGUGCGGAACAUUACCUUAAUAAGAAAUGACCUACUACGCGUAACCCGCGCACCCCCCCUGUGUAAGCGCCUGCCCUGAGGUAAAUGUGAAGUCUCACAUGCUUUCGCACCCUGACACAUGGCUUAGAUGUUGCCAUGAGCAGCAUUGACUUCAUGGUUGAAAAUGACUGAAACUAUAAAAAUGACUUGAUAUUUGGUAGUUUCAACAUGUUCAGAUGUUGCUGUUGUUCGGUCACGCAACAAAAAUGGGAAAUAUUGGAAGAUAAAUGAAGGUGAGAUAUGAAUAAAUAGUUUGCAAGGGCUACAGUAAUUACUAUCGACAAGGUAACUUACACGAAAUGGACAAGACCGACAUGAUAGUGCUGGGGGAGCUAGCUAGUGACUGCGGAAUUGCGGAAAAGUGCGACAUUGUGAGACAUCGCUGAAAAAGCUUAAUGGACUGUUAUCCUAUGAAUAAAAAAAGUGUUUCGAUGCA